Messenger RNA from Anopheles funestus (African malaria mosquito), 1250 nucleotides. It is a transcript of the gene TfIIEbeta, whose product is annotated as general transcription factor IIE subunit 2. Gene Ontology annotation, biological process: transcription initiation at RNA polymerase II promoter. Bases 171 to 1058 code for a protein of 295 amino acids. The record is from RefSeq and is a predicted model, not a curated record. NCBI's taxonomy places the organism in Eukaryota, Metazoa, Arthropoda, Insecta, Diptera, Culicidae. Gene Ontology annotation, cellular component: transcription factor TFIIE complex. The transcript is spliced from 4 exons.
CUUCAAGCUGUCGCUUUUUGACAGCUAAAGUUCUUUCCUGCUUUGUUUACGUUUUCACUACACGUAGCAAUACGAUCUAAAGAAAAACUCAUUUUAAUAGUGCGUUUUGCAAAGUACUGUAUUAUAAUAUUGUUAGUCUUACAAUUACAAGUGUUGAAAACCGUGCCAAGAUGGAUCCAGCCUUGUUGCGUGAACGGGAAGCCUUUAAACGGCGGGCGCUGGCAACGCCAACCGUUGAGAAGAAGGCAAAAACUGAAAGCACUUUUACGGCACCCAAGGACAUGAAAAAACCGAGGCCCGCAAGUGCUGCACCGAAAAUCGAUGCCACUAAUUAUAAAACAAUGACCGGUAGUUCCCAGUAUCGCUUCGGGGUGCUGGCAAAGAUCGUGAAACAUAUGCGUACCCGGCACCAGGAAGGAGACGACCAUCCUUUAACGUUGGACGAAAUACUUGAUGAAACAAAUCAACUCGAUAUCGGAUCCUCUGUGAAGUCAUGGCUGCAAGGAGAAGCACUACGCAACAAUCCCAAAAUCGAACUUACCCCAGACGGGCGAUAUUUGUUUAAAUCUGUAUUUAAAAUCAAAGAUGGCAAGACUCUUAUGCGCUUACUGAAACAACACGAUCUGAAGGGAUUGGGUGGGGUGUUGCUGGAUGAUGUGCAGGAAUCGUUGCCUCACUGUGAUAAAGUGCUGAAAAAUAGAGCAUCGGAAAUUAUCUUCAUAACCCGACCAAACGAUAAGAAGAAAAUUCUCUUCUACAAUGACCGUACCGCGAACUUCCAGGUGGAUGAAGAUUUUCAAAAGUUGUGGCGUGCUGUCACGGUGGAUGCUAUGGACGAUGCGAAGAUCGACGAGUAUCUGGAGAAACAGGGCAUUCGGUCGAUGCAAGACCAUGGUCCGAAGAAACCAUUGCUACCGAAGCGUAAAAAGCUGGCCAAUAAGAAGCGUCAGUUUAAGAAGCCGCGGGACAACGAACAUUUGGCAGAUGUGCUAGAAACGUACGAGGAUAAUACACUCACACAGUCGAAUGCGGUGCAGGAAAUCAAGCAAAACAACUAAAUGGUACCACCGCAAUGCUAUUGACAAAAUUAGCAAACACAUGUGGUUACAAAGCGCGAAAAGGUCCAAAGCCUGUAUAAUUAUAACACUCAAAAUUUUAUGAAAGAGAUGACCGUACAGGAAUUUAAUUUCUUUGAUUGAAGUUAAACUCCUUAAUAAAUAAAAAUGAUCUUGAUUUUGCUAUAUAGUUAA